UGCGGUUGCUGAGAAAUGGCCAAUGAGAAUCACGGAAGCCCUGCGGAGGAAGUGUCUCUCAUGAGUCACUCACCUGGCACCUCCAACCAGAACCAGCCCAGCUCCCCCAAACCUAUGCGACUGGUACAGGACCUGCCAGAUGAGCUGCUGCAGGCUGGCUGGGAGAAGUGCUGGAGCAAGCGGGAGAAUCGCCCUUACUACUUCAAUCGCUUCACUAACCAGUCUCUGUGGGAAAUGCCUGUUCUGGGACAGCAUGAUGUCAUUUCAGACCCUCUGGGAUUGAAUGCGGCUCCGAUGCCACUGGAAGGUGGGAUGAUAGACACCUCUGUGGAGAGCAAGCAAAGGAAGAGGAGAUUCUCUGAGGAGGUUCCACCGAGCGGCAACAGUGUGAAAAAGCCCAAGGCGGACGUCCCAGGGAACCCAGCUGCUCAGACUGUCCCCAGCUCUCCCAGUAUUCCAGGAACCUCUGUUUUGAAGGCGUGGUGUGUUUCACCUGAAGAUAAACAGCAGGCAGCUCUUUUACGACCAACUGAAGUAUAUUGGGACCUGGAUAUUCAGACGAACGCGGUGAUUAAGCAGAGAGCACCAUCUGAAGUACUUUCUCCACACCCUGAGGUGGAGCUGCUUCGAUCCCAGCUCAUUCUCAAGCUGCGGCAACAUUAUCGUGAGCUCUGCCAGCAGCGAGAAGGGAUUGACCCCCCAAGGGAGUCCUUUAAUCGCUGGAUGUUGGAGAGGAAGGUGGUGGAUAAAGGGACAGAUCCUCUUCUACCGAGUGACUGUGAGCCAGUAGUGUCUCCUUCCAUGUUCAGAGAGAUCAUGAAUGACAUUCCCAUCAGGUUAUCCAGAAUCAAGUUCCGUGAGGAAGCCAAGAGACUGCUGUUCAAGUAUGCUGAGGCUGCGAAACGGCUGAUUGAAUCCAGGAGUGCUUCACCAGACAGCAGGAAGGUGGUGAAGUGGAACGUGGAGGACACCUUCAGCUGGCUGCGACGGGACCAUUCUGCCUCUAAGGAGGACUACAUGGACCGCCUGGAGCACUUACGCAAACAGUGUGGGCCCCAUGUGUCUGCUGCAGCAAAGGACUCUGUUGAAGGCAUCUGCAGUAAGAUUUACUACAUAUCCCUUGAAUACGUCAAGCGGAUCCGUGAGAAGCAUCUUGCUAUCCUCAAAGAGAACAAUAUAUCUGCUGAGAUAGAAGCUCCUGAAGUCCAGGACAGGCUCGUAUACUGUUACCCAGUGAGACUGGCUGUCCCCUCCCCACCACUCCCCAGUGUGGAAAUGCACAUGGAGAACAAUGUGGCAUGUGUGCGGUACAAGGGGGAGAUGGUGAAAGUGAGCCGCAACUACUUCAGCAAGCUGUGGCUUCUCUAUCGGUACAGUUGCAUUGAUGACUCUGGCUUUGAAAAGUUUCUGCCCAGGGUUUGGUGCCUUCUCCGUCGAUAUCAGAUGAUGUUCGGUGUGGGUCUGUACGAAGGAACUGGUCUGCAGGGGGCACUUCCCGUGCACGUCUUCGAAGCCCUCCACAAACUCUUUGGAGUGAGUUUUGAAUGCUUUGCCUCGCCCCUGAAUUGCUAUUUUAAACAGUACUGUUCGGCCUUCUUGGAUACAGACGGGUAUUUUGGAUCCAGGGGCCCGUGCCUGGAUUUCUUCCCUAUAAGUGGCUCGUUUGAGGCAAAUCCUCCGUUCUGUGAGGAGCUGAUGGAUGCCAUGGUCUCUCACUUUGAGAAACUGCUGGAGAACUCCAGUGAGCCUCUCUCCUUCAUCGUCUUCAUCCCCGAGUGGCGGGCCCCUCCUACACCAGCCCUGACCCGCAUGGAGCAGAGCAAGUUCAAGCGGCACCAGCUCAUCCUGCCAGCCUUUGAUCAUGAAUACCGCAGCGGGUCUCAGCAUAUCUGCAAAAAAGAGGAGAUGUACUACAAGGCCGUGCACAACACAGCCGUCCUCUUCCUGCAGAACAGCGCGGGCUUUGCCAAGUGGGAGCCGACACCGGAGCGGCUGCAGGAGCUCGUUGCAGCCUACAAGCAUUCAGGCCGGACCCUGAGCUCCUCAUCCUCUUCCUCCUCGUCCUCUUCCUCCUCCUCCUCCUCCACAGCAGACAAAGAGCGGGAGCUGGGCCGAGAGCAAAGCAGCAGCCGGGAGACUAAUCCCAACUAAGAUGCAGAGGUGCGAGGCAGCAGGGGAGGUGCCGGCGGCCCCGAGGAGGCU
Messenger RNA from Egretta garzetta (little egret), 2202 nucleotides. It is a transcript of the gene PCIF1, whose product is annotated as PDX1 C-terminal inhibiting factor 1. The coding region runs from base 16 to 2151 and encodes 711 amino acids. Gene Ontology annotation, molecular function: mRNA (2'-O-methyladenosine-N6-)-methyltransferase activity; RNA polymerase II C-terminal domain binding. The record is from RefSeq and is a predicted model, not a curated record. Gene Ontology annotation, cellular component: nucleus. The transcript has 15 exons. Lineage: Eukaryota; Metazoa; Chordata; Aves; Pelecaniformes; Ardeidae.